Molecule: messenger RNA, 414 nt
Organism: Zasmidium cellare ATCC 36951
Lineage: Eukaryota; Fungi; Ascomycota; Dothideomycetes; Mycosphaerellales; Mycosphaerellaceae
Exons: 2
Coding region: 1-414 (137 amino acids)
Biological process (GO): microtubule-based movement
Cellular component (GO): cytoplasmic dynein complex; cytoplasm
Molecular function (GO): dynein intermediate chain binding
Source: RefSeq, a predicted model, not a curated record
AUGCAGCAGCCGUCGCCAUCAGAAGAGACGGCCAACCUCCUCGCGCGGCUCUCCAAUCGACCGGGCGUCCAGGGUACCUUGAUCUUGUCGCGUGACAACGGUGCCAUUGUGCGAUCAUCUGGGCUUGUGACUGAAGAGGAAGAAGUGGAAGGAGACAUCGUGCCACCGGGCAGCAGCGGGGGUCAGACAAAUGGCGUUGACGGCGAGGUCAAGAAGAAAGGCACAAGGAGGGCUGAAGAUGUCGCCAUGUUGGUGUGGAAGUUUGUGCAAAGCGCCGGGACAAUGGUUGAAGAGCUGAAUGGCGAGUCUGAUGAGGCCAAACUUUUGCGUAUACGGACCAAAAAGAAUGAGCUCGUGGUUGUGCCUGACUCGAAGUUUCUCCUCGUCGUUAUUCACGACACUCCUCCCGCUUGA